Molecule: messenger RNA, 950 nt
Organism: Acyrthosiphon pisum (pea aphid)
Lineage: Eukaryota; Metazoa; Arthropoda; Insecta; Hemiptera; Aphididae
Product: glycine--tRNA ligase-like
Exons: 7
Coding region: 1-855 (284 amino acids)
Biological process (GO): mitochondrial glycyl-tRNA aminoacylation
Cellular component (GO): mitochondrion; cytoplasm
Molecular function (GO): glycine-tRNA ligase activity
Source: RefSeq, a predicted model, not a curated record
AUGGAAAAGUGUAUUGGUUGUGCUGAUCGGUCAGCAUAUGACCUCACUAAACAUGGUGAAGAAACUAAACAAAGAUUAGUGGCUGAAAGAAAAUUGCCUGCACCUAAAACAAUUCAAGUUACAGAAUUGGAAAUGGAUAAAGGUUUGAUUGGUAAGACACUACGCAAAGAUUCCAAAGAGUGUGUUGAAAAAUUAUCAAAACUGUCAAUAAACGAAGUUAAACAAUUACACAAAUUCAUUGAUAAUGGAAAACGUGAUCCAACUACUGGAUUAACUUUGUGUAAAAUUGGUAAUAAAGAAUUCCAGAUAAACAAAGAAAUGAUCCCACUCAAAUCUUAUUCAAAAACUAUACAUGUUGAAGAGAUUGUUCCUAAUGUAAUAGAACCAUCAUUUGGUAUUGGCCGAAUUAUUUAUACAUUAUUAGAACAUACAUUUAAAAUUCGUGAAAAGGAUGAGCAAAGAACUUACUUAUCAUUGCCUCCAUUAGUAGCACCUUUAAAAUGUUGUGUUCUUCCAUUGCUUGACAAUGAUAAGUUCACACCCCUAGUAUCUAUGUUGUCCAAAAGCUUAUGCCUGAAAGGUGUAUCAAAUAAAAUUGAUGAUUCAAGUGGGUCUGUAGGACGCCGGUAUGCAAGAACCGACGAGAUAGCAGUACCUUAUUGCAUUACUGUAGAUUUUGACUCAUUGGUUGAACCCCAAUCGGUAACCAUACGAGAGAGGGAUUCAAUGGAACAAAUCCGAGUACCUGUAUCUGAUGUUGUGGAUUUGGUAUACAAUUUAUCACAAGGCAAUACUGUUUGGAAUGUAGCUAAAGCUAAAUAUCCUAUAUUUGAGUCUCAACAGACAAAUGAAUAAUGUCAUUUAAAAUAAAUAUACAUUUAUAUUAAUAUAUAAUUAUUACACUUCAUUUCAGAAAUAAAAUACAACUUUGUAUAUGCAAUAGAUGUAAA